CAGUACCCAACAUGCAUCUCGGCAAAGGUUCUCUCGGUUAAAAAAACAAUACACUGGCCUCUGUGAUGCAACGAAAGGAAACAGAACGGAGUGGAGAAAGAGGUCGCCUAGUUCUAAGUCUAGAAUCUUACAGCAUUUACCAGAAAAGAAACCUAGGGGGAAAAGAUCAGUACCUGAGGGGUUUGAUUGGCUGAGACGGAGGGAAGAUUCAAGGACUGUUCUAUGACAAAGUACUAUUUGGAGUCCACAGUUGGGCAUUACCAAAAAAAUUAUUGUCCAGCUGUGGAUUUUGGUGUUUUUUCUUACGGUGUACUGCGGCUAUCUUGUGCUUUUUAUGCACAGUUUGGAGGUUUUGAAACUUGAACAUGUCCAAAAAACACAGAAAGAAAUCUAGCAAAGAGGAUGACACUUCAGACAACAAGCUUUCUUAUUCCAAGUCUUCCAGUGAUAAAAGUUCACACCAGUUGUCUAGCUUUUCUUCCUCACGGAGGAGUAAAAAGAAUCAUGAAAAGGCAGAAAUUAGGACUCAUGCAAGAGAGCAACCAACAAGUAAAGGGUCAUGUGAUAGUACGGGAUACCCCCCCAAAAAAAGGAAUCUGGAUCUCAAAGAUACCACUAAAGGUUUCCAAAAAGAGGUUUCCAAAGAUAUCCAUCUUGUCUGUGGUACUUUAAUGCCUAUUGAAGAGCGUGGAAGGAUCACUAUGCAUUUUAAAAAUAAAGCUGAAUGUGUGGGAAAGGCAAGUAGUGUGGAUUCUGCAGCAGCCUUCCCUCGAAAGGGAGGCUCCAUCACAAAUAUGUGCAGUGAUCCUGAUGUGAAAAGAAGGAAAAUGAAAUCACAAGAUUUGAGAAUUCUGAACAGCAAAGAGAAGAACAAAAAGAAGUCUGAAAUGGAGCGCGCCAAACGAAAAGACAUAAUGGUGAAACGUGUGCUGGCGGAGUUCCAAGAAAGUUCACAUCACAAUUCAAAAAAGCGACAUCCCAUCUUUUCAGCCUUUAAUUUAUCAGGUCCUAAAUUAUCUCUUCAGCAAGCCUGUGUGCACCGUCUUCAAAGAGCCAAACAUUCUUCAUUAGAGCUGCCUAGCAAAAAUGACAAAGAGAUGAAAUGUGUACCCUUGUAUCACUUGACUGAAUAUAAAAAGAAAGAACAAUUGUAUACUGAUUCCACCAAGAAUAUUGGUAAUAAAAGGACCCAAGGAAAUAGACUUGAGCCUGUAGCCCUUCAGAUGCGUCAGAGCUCUGAUGCCUCAUGUCACUUUUCUUCUGGUGAAGCUAUUCAAAGUACUGAUGAAGACCAAAAGAUGCAGAUUGUAGAAGAAUUGCAUGCUGCUCGCAUUGACAAAAAGAUGGCUUUGCCUGUGGUUCAGACCUGUGGAGAGCUGACCAGCAUGGAGAUAGAUCUUCCAGAUGAUGAAUCAAAUAUGUCUGCUAAAACUCUGUCUGGCCUGAAUAGCUUGAUUGUGAUUGACACUAAUAUAAUGAUCAGCCAUCUAGAAUUCAUCAAAUCUUUGAAGAAUAGAGAUGUCCCAGGAAUUGGCAGAUUUGUGCUUGUAAUUCCCUGGGUGGUUUUGCAAGAACUGGAUAAUUUAAAAAGAGGGAAAAUAUUGGCAAAUGUUAGUCAAAAAGCGAUCCCUGCAGUUCACUUCAUCUAUACUUGCCUGAAAAACCAAGAUCCAAAGUUGCGGGGACAAUCCAUGCAACUUGCUUCUCAGCAAACACAUGGUUUCUGUGUUGAGAACAAUGAUGAUCGUGUGUUACAAUGCUGCCUGCAGUACCAGAACCUCUUUCCUCAAGCAGAAGUUGUACUGUUGACGGAUGAUAAAAACUUGUGCAACAAAGCCCUGGUGAGUGAAGUAAAGGCAUUUAGUAAAACAGAGUUGGUUAUUGCACUCCAGAAGCUGACUAUAAAUACUGUAAUUUUAAGCCAAGAUGUUUCCAGUGGCCAGUCACAAUCAGAAAAAGAUAUGAUAUCCAAGAAGGCUGAGGAUAAUUUUGCUGAUACUCUUUCAAGAAUUAUUCUUCACGCAAAACAAAGCUUGCAACAAGUUUUAUCAUCUAUACUGGAAACAGAAAUGAAUAUUGCUUUUGGAGAUCUUUGGAGAGAGGUAGUCUAUCAUAAACCCCCGUGGACUUUAGCAAAGGUGUUGGAAUGUUACAAAAGACACUGGGUGGCUGUUUUUGGAAUGGUUAUACCAAGAAGUUUUCUUUCAACCGUUGAAGUUUUAUAUGAACAUCUUGGUAAAGCUACUGUGAUUAACCCCUCAACAAUGAAGAUGGUGCUCCAGGAAUCCAAAAUGCUGUUGGAGAUGUUCAGCUCAAGAUCAAAAUAUGGUGGUAUCCUUUCCCAGACCUUAGCUCAGGUGAAUAAACUGCUUCAGACUCUUGAGAAGAUUCAGUCAGGUACUGGACCAGAUUCUUCAGAUACCUUCAAAUCUACUUCAGAAAACACUGUUUGUGAACAAGUGGAAGAUGUGGCUUUGACCGAACAAACUCGGGAUAUAGAUGAGUCACUGUCACCUAUGCCUCUAGUCCAAGGAAACAGGCAUAUGGAAAUCUGGUCUGUCCUUGAAAGCGUCUGGAACACAAUAAACCUAUUCAGUCUGGAACUAUUUCAGAAGCUGGACCUCAGUACAGUAAAUACCACUCAGAAUAUGUCCUCAUUCAAAGAUGCUUUCAUAGGUCUGCAAAAGUUAACGGCAGCAGUGAAUGAAAUCCUUGCAGGAAUUCGGCAAGUUUUAGUGCCGAACAGUAGCUUUCAAGAUGUUUGGGCCCUCUAUAGCUUCUUAAUGAAUAAUGAGAUGCAUAAUAAUACAGCAUUUACUGCUGAGGAACUUUAUGACUGCAUUUCACAGGACAUGUACAGGGAUCGGUUAUCAAUUGGAUGUGGCCAACUAGCUCAACUGGAAUACAAUAUUAAACAGUGCUAUGAAUCUGUCUGUCUGGAGAUCAAGAACAGGGGAUGGCUCUAAUUGUGCAGUCAACUGCAGCUUUUGAAGAAACAGUGUUUUUUCCUUUUAGCUGAAUGCAGCAAUCUUGUCGACCAGUCAAAGAUGGCCACCAUUAUACUGGACCUUAGACCAGUGUAACUAAACAGUAUUAUUUGCUUUGUCAGCAGUCAUGUUUAAGGGCCCAAACUGUACAUUACAUUAAAUGUAUAGUUUGGCUUUGCAUGUUUUUGUGUGUAAAUAGCAGCUGCUGGGGAGGGGGAAGAGAUUUAGAAUUGGGACUCUCAGCUAGGGGGGAGAACUUUUAAAGUCUCCCCAAAGCUGGUAUUUGCAUUAGACAUGCACGUGUGUAUGUGAAGCUGAAUAGCAAGUUGGGUGGAACAAUUUUAACCAGGACUGUAGUGUGGAAGUAAAGAGUGAAGCCCCUUCCCCACAAUCCUGAUUUUUAUGUACAAAUAAAAAAAAUUAACCUGCAAGACCAAACAAUGCAUGUUAAUGCAACGUGUAAUUUCUCUAAAGCGUAAGAGUAGUAGUAGAAAAGAGAGUUAGCAUCACAGUUAUGACAGCUACUUCGACAGGGUCCCUACCAACACUGUUGUCACCCAUCGGUCAUCACCUAAGAACAUUAGAAAAGACUGCUGGACCAGGCCAGUAGCCCAUCUAGUCCAGCAUCCUGUUCUCAUGGUGACCAACAAGAUGCCUACGGUAAGCCCAAAAGCAGGACAUGAGUGCAACACCAGCCUCCCAGACAACAGUGUCCCCACUUUUCUCACAUUUGUAAGGCACCAUACAGCAACAAAUGGGAGCAACUUGUUGACAUCACUUAUCCUACGCCAUGCCCUCUGUGUAACACAGAACAAUCAUGCUGCCCCAAAAAAGUGGUUCAUAGAACCUCCAUGAAUACACUAAGGAAUGGGAACAGGAUCUGGCCAGUGGCCUGGAUCCUGAGCUCUACCCAUCUACUACGGGGCACUUUGAUGGGUGGGACUAUCCACCUGUCAGUCAUCUGAUGUCAGUGACAUCAGGUGACUCAACAGGGCUUGGUGUAAGCAGCAACUAACUGAUUAGGUUCAGAGGAGGGCAAUGAGGAAGAUCAGGACUGAAAACAAAGCCCUAUGAGGAGAGAUUGAAAGAAUUGGGCAUGUUUAGCCUUGAGAAGAGAAGACUGAGGGGAGAUAUGAUAGCACUGUUCAUGUACUUAAAAAGUUGCCACACAGAGGAAGGCCAGGAGCUCUUCUUGGUCAUCCCAGAGUGCACGACACAGAAUAAUGGGCUCAAGUUGUAGGAAACCAGAUUUCAACUGAACAUCAGGAAAAACUUAACUGUUAGAGUGGUAUAACAAUGAACCAAAUACCUAAGGAUGUGGUGAGCUCUCCAACACUGGAGGCAUUAAAGAGGCAGUUGGGCAGCCACCUGUUGGGUAUGCUUUAAUUUGGAUUCCUGCAUUGAGCAGGGGGUUGGAGUUGAUGGCCUUAUAGACCACUAGAUUCUAUGAAGAGUGCUUACAGCAAGCCAUGUUUAAGGCAGGGAUCGACUGGACUAUGGAGUUUCUGAUUGGGAACUCCAUAGCACAGCUGAUACCAGCAGGGCUUGCUGUAAGGCCUUGCUUUUGCCAAGGAACAAUUGGAUGCAACAUUUAAAGCUCCCAAUUGUUUCUUUACAGCAGUGUCCUUUGCAGCUGCAUUGCAUCAGGUGGCCAUGAUUUGGGGGAAACAGCCUUGCAAGUCGGAGGUUCCUCAUCACAGUGCUAACUACAGCAUUAGGCCAGGAGAAUGCUAUGCCUACAAACAGGAAUUUGAAUCCUCUGGCAGCCUGAGUAAGGACAACAAUCUUUUUGCUAGUGUGAAUUCAAAGGUUAACAGGAAUAGAAGGCAUGCCAUUUCAAUCAUAGCAGGCAGACAGCUCCAUAGCCAUGUGGGAAAGAGGUAUGCAUGAAGUAUCCGUGGGCUCACUGGGAGAAGGCUCAUGUCCCACUGUGGGAACAAUGUUUUUGGGACAGGAACAAGCUUUUGCUAGCAAGAGGGAAAAGAGCUCCAUGGGUAGGGCACCAACAGAAGCUAGAAUAGCAAACUCAUAGGAACCAAAACUGAGCUGUAUAAUAGCUCAGUGGAGAGGAGAAGGGGAGAUAAUUCAAAUUCCACCCUAGGAGAUGGGAAAGCAACUGCUGUGAAACAAAGCAUACCUUGGGGAUAAGUUUGCUUAUGACCAAUAACAUUUGUAAAGGCAGUGAGAAUCUCUGUAUCUCCCAUUCCAUAGAUCAAAUUACACAGCCAGACUGAGCAGACUUGACAAGAAGUUUGUGAUGGAGCCAUUGUACUCCACAAUCCAUAACAUACCUCUUCUACCCUCAGUGAUUCCAUUCAUACAGAUGGUACCAAAGGAUCUCCAGAUAGAGCAGUAUUUAGUGGAAUAGCACAGGCAUGGAGCACACAGGAGGCCCUAGGAUCAGUCCCUGGCCACAGACUUCUAGGAGAGAAGGCUGGGAAGAGAUCUACCCAAGGCUAUUGGCCUACUACAUUCUAAGUCAACAGGAUGGAGGCAUUCAUACAUGGGUAGCCUCCAGCCACUACCCAGGAAAGACAAGUUCAUGUGAUCAGCUCUGAUGAUCUAGGUAGGCAGAGGACGUUUUGCUCCAGUUCCUUACCACCCUAGCUGGCUAGGGCUGAUGGACGUUGUAGUCCAGAACAGCUGGAGGCCACCAGGUUGGCAAAGGGUGUUUUACAUCUUCAUCUCAAUAUUAAUUUCUUGACAUUUUAUCUUUUCCAGCCUCUUCUGAUGAUGAUGAUGAUAAUAAACUUCUACAUUUCCUAUUGUUCUCUUCACUCUUUUGCCCUCCCUGCUUGACCAUGGAUUCAGGUUGGAAACGUCAUUCUGCGGAAGACAGAAUUAAAAACAAGGCU
This is a messenger RNA of Rhineura floridana, 5842 nucleotides long. RefSeq names its product SWT1 RNA endoribonuclease homolog (gene SWT1). The transcript has 19 exons. Lineage: Eukaryota; Metazoa; Chordata; Lepidosauria; Squamata; Rhineuridae. Gene Ontology annotation, cellular component: nucleus. The coding region runs from base 366 to 2966 and encodes 866 amino acids. The record is from RefSeq and is a predicted model, not a curated record.